This is a messenger RNA of Metarhizium acridum CQMa 102, 2082 nucleotides long. Its product is annotated as Elongation factor G, mitochondrial. NCBI's taxonomy places the organism in Eukaryota, Fungi, Ascomycota, Sordariomycetes, Hypocreales, Clavicipitaceae. Gene Ontology annotation, biological process: mitochondrial translational elongation. Gene Ontology annotation, molecular function: GTPase activity; translation elongation factor activity; GTP binding. Gene Ontology annotation, cellular component: mitochondrion. The record is from RefSeq and is a predicted model, not a curated record.
AUGGCACCCGAAGAGGUGCAGAGGCUCUCCAAAGUCAGGAAUAUAGGCAUUGCGGCGCACAUUGAUAGUGGCAAGACAACGGUGACCGAGCGUGUUCUUUUCUAUACUGGUCGAAUCAAGGCUAUCCACGAGGUCAGGGGCAAAGACGCCGUUGGCGCAAAGAUGGAUUCUAUGGAACUCGAAAGAGAAAAGGGGAUCACUAUUCAAUCCGCGGCUACAUUCUGCGACUGGAAAAAAAAGGAAAAUGGGAAGGAAGAGACGUAUCAUUUCAACUUGAUCGACACGCCUGGCCAUAUUGAUUUUACGAUUGAAGUCGAGAGAGCCCUUCGUGUCCUUGAUGGUGCCGUCAUGAUUCUUUGUGCCGUCAGUGGCGUCCAGUCGCAGACCACAACCGUGGAUCGUCAAAUGAAGCGAUACAAUGUUCCCCGGAUUUCAUUUAUCAACAAGAUGGAUCGCAUGGGUGCCAACCCGUGGAAAGCCGUGGAGCAAAUUAAUUCCAAACUAAAAAUGCCAGCCGCCGCAAUCCAGAUUCCCAUCGGAGCUGAAGAUGAGUUUGAAGGCGUUGUCGACUUGAUCGAGAUGAAGGCGAUGUAUUUCGAAGGUCCCCGAGGAACCAAAGUCAGAUCUGAUAUCAUCCCUGCUACUUUGAGAGAACUAGCAGCAGAGAAGCGCCAAGUGCUCAUUGAGAAAUUGGCCGAUGUUGAUGACGAGAUUGCCGAAAUUUUCCUCGAGGAACAGGAGCCCAGCAAUGAGCAGAUCAAAGCAGCUAUCCGACGGGCUACGAUUGCACGCAACUUCUCACCCGUCUUGAUGGGCUCCGCUCUGGCGGACAAGGGUGUACAACCAAUGCUUGAUGCUGUUUGUGACUAUCUACCAAAUCCAUCACAGAUUGAGAAUACCGCUCUCGAUAAGUCCAAAGACGAACAAGUCGUCAAACUAGUUCCGUACAAUUCGUUACCUUUCGUUGGGCUUGCGUUUAAGCUCGAGGAGAACAACUAUGGCCAGCUCACUUACAUCCGGGUUUACCAAGGAACCCUCACCAAGGGAACGUAUCUGUUUAACUCCCGAACGGACAAGAAGGUCCGAAUCCCCCGCAUCGUCAGAAUGCACUCUAACGAAAUGGAAGAUGUGUCUGAAGUUGGUGCAGGGGAAAUCUGUGCGGUAUUCGGGGUUGACUGUGCAUCAGGAGACACGUUUACGGAUGGGGGUCUGCCUUAUACUAUGUCGUCAAUGUUUGUCCCUGAUGCCGUCAUGUCUCUAUCCAUCAAGCCAAAGCGAACGGCGGACGCAGACAAUUUUAGUAAGGCUAUGAAUCGAUUUCAGCGCGAAGACCCCACGUUCCGAGUGCACGUGGACCCUGAAAGCGAAGAGACCAUUAUCUCUGGCAUGGGCGAACUGCACUUGGAGGUCUACGUUGAGCGGUUAAAGCGUGAGUACAAGACAGAGUGCAUCACUGGACAGCCACGUGUUGCCUAUCGAGAGACAAUUUCUCGUCGUGCCGAGUUCGAUUACUUACUUCGCCGACAGAGUGGCGGUCCUGGUGACUUUGCCCGUGUGGCUGGAUGGAUUGAGCCAAAUGAGACGCCGGAGGAUAACCAUUAUGAAAGUCAAGUUGUCGGCGGCCAUAUCCCAGAUAAAUUUCUAACAGCCUGUGCUAAGGGCUUCGACCUGACCUGUGAAAAAGGUCCUCUUCUCGGACACAGAGUCAUCGGAACCAAGAUGGUCAUCAAUGAUGGUGCCACCCAUGUCACGGAUUCCUCUGAUUACGCCUUUAGCCUGGCGACGCAGAUGGCCUUUCGAAAGGCAUUCACCGAUGCGGGCGGCCAGGUUUUGGAGCCGUUGAUGAAGACAACCAUCACAGCACCUAACGAGUUUCAGGGCAACAUUUUGAUGCUCAUGAAUAAGAGAAAUGCAACUAUUCACGACACAGAAAUUGGAAGUGAGGAGUUCACAUUAAUCUGUGACUGCAGUCUCAAUGCCAUGUUUGGUUUUAGUUCUCAACUAAGAGCUGCGACGCAGGGAAAGGGAGAGUUCAGCAUGGAAUUCAGCCAUUAUGCCCCUGCCCCACCUCAUUUGCAGUGA